This is a messenger RNA of Poecilia reticulata (guppy), 1529 nucleotides long. The record is from RefSeq and is a predicted model, not a curated record. NCBI's taxonomy places the organism in Eukaryota, Metazoa, Chordata, Actinopteri, Cyprinodontiformes, Poeciliidae.
CCAACCACAACCACUGCUGCUCCAACCACACCACUUCAAACCACUACAGCUUCUCCGACCACAAGAACAGCUCCUCAAACCAAAACAACAGCGGCUCCAACCAUAUCAACAGCAGCUCCACCUUCAACAACAGAAACCCCACCUCUACCCACAAUUGUUCCCUCAAAACCCCCCACAAAUGCCCCCACAGAGACAACUACUUUAAAAACUACAACAGAACCUCCUGCUCCAGUGUAUGUUCUUGCAGCAACCAUUAUUGAACCAUAUGAUGCACAACUAGAAAACAAAUCCAGCACAUUGUUUAAAGAUCUUGAGAAAAAAGUCACAGAAACAUAUGACAUGAUCUACAGAAAGAAGUUUGGACUCCUCUUCAUUCGUAGUUUUGUCAUUGCAUUUAGAAGUUCUCAACGAUUUUUUCUACGAAUGAAUAGUACUGAAGCAGAAGUGGGAUUGGAGUUUAAUAAAACUACAUCUGCUGAAAUUCUCCCAAAAAAUGAAGAUGUACAACAAACCUUAGUCGAGGCGAUAAACAGCACUACUUUCAAUGUUACAUUCAUUCCGAGCACCAUUAGUCUAAUAAAAACACCUUUGGCAACCGCUGCUCCCACUACGAAUACUACAACAACUACUACAACUACGCCAACCACCAAUACAACUACUACAACUAAGCCAACCACCACAACAACUACAACUGUGGAGUCAAUAGUGACAAAGCGACUGACUUUUAGGUCUGCGGGAGAGAUAUUUACCAAUGACUUGCUCAUCACAUCAUCUACAGCUUUCAAAAAUCGAGCUGAACUUUUGAAGACCCAUCUUCUACCACUCUAUCAGGCAGCGUUCUCUUCUUUCCGCAGUUUCAUUGUGAUUUCAUUCAGUAAUGGAUCAAUCAUCAACAAUAUUGGCCUUGAAUUUGCAACAGCAUCCCAACCUAGUAACACCCAAAUCAGAGAUGUUUUGGUGAAAGCAAAUUCAACCGUCACAGCUUUCAACAUUGACAUCACUUCAAUUUUUGUGGAUGGCACACAAACGUCAAGUGGAGUAAGCCACACAAUCAGCCUCAUCACUGCAUUCAGCUUGGUCCUGUUGUCAUGGCUUCUUUCAACACAGCAAUAACACUUCUGCUGGUUUCCAGGGGAAAAUCUGCAUGAAAAUGUCAAUUAUUGCUUGUGGGAACAAGAAUGUUGUUCUAAUUCACUUCGAACUUUAAACUUUAAAACAUUCACUGAAACUUGAUAAUUUCCUCAUGUCAAUUUUGUUUUAUUUAUUUAUGAAAAACUAAUUAUUCUGUGUCAUUGAAUUAAUUUAUCAUCUUUAAAAUUAAACAUGAAGGUAUUUCUUGAUGGAUUAUUUAGUUUGGUGAAGAUUUCUCUCUCAAUAAAUACUGUAGGAUUUACCAAAAAUAAGCUGUCUGAGCAACGUCCUGUAUGAUUGUCCAGUUUUUCCUUUCCUUUUAAUUGUAUUUAUAACACAAAGUAUUCUGUAAAGCAUAUACCUGUCAGUUUAAUAAAAAAAUAAUGAAAACACAAUAA